Molecule: messenger RNA, 881 nt
Organism: Sitodiplosis mosellana (orange wheat blossom midge)
Lineage: Eukaryota; Metazoa; Arthropoda; Insecta; Diptera; Cecidomyiidae
Gene: Rrp46
Product: exosome complex component RRP46
Exons: 3
Coding region: 118-813 (231 amino acids)
Biological process (GO): rRNA catabolic process; U4 snRNA 3'-end processing; nuclear mRNA surveillance
Cellular component (GO): cytoplasmic exosome (RNase complex); nucleolus; nuclear exosome (RNase complex)
Source: RefSeq, a predicted model, not a curated record
AAGUUUCACAAUUGACACUUCAGAGUCAGUAAACAUGCUUUAUUUACCUGAUCUAUAGAAUUUUUGUUUUAUAUGCGGUGAAAUUAGAGUUUUUUUUUUAACAGAGAAACACUGAAAAUGACGAUGGAAAUAGAUACCAUGCCAUCCGAAUAUAAUGAUGUUGUGCUACGGCCAAUGCAUUGCCGACUGAAUGCAAACACACGAUCUGAUGGUUCGGCUAUGCUAACACAAGGAGACACGGCUGUAACGGCAACUGUAAGUGGACCCAUUGAAGUGAAAUUGCAUAAUCUUCAAAUUGAUAAGGCCCAUGUGGAGGUAUAUUACCGUUCAAAGUCUGGCUUACCAAGCAUCGUGGACAAAUUGCGCGAAAAGAUCGUCCGAGACACAUGCGAGUCAGCUCUUCUCACCGUUUUGUAUCCAAGAUCAUCGAUAUUCCUGCAGAUUCAUGAAAUGGAAAAUGCCGGCGGAUUGAUUGCUUGUACCGUGAACGCUUCAUGUUUGGCCCUAUUGAACAGUGGACUAUCGAUGAAAUCGCUUCUGGGCGGUGUUCAUUGUGUUAUCACCAGCGACAACGAACUAGUACUGGAUCCAGAUCAAUUGGUUUCCGAGCAUGCGGUGGCAAGCCUAACAUUUGUUUUCGAAAGUGUUCAUCGAAAUAUCGUUGCCGUUCACACAACCGGUCGAUUCACCAUCGGUCAAUAUAAUGAUGCAGUGAUAAAAUGUCGACAUGCCAGCGAUAUCAUUUUUAAAUUCUAUAGAGAUGUAGUUAGAAAAUUUGCCACUCACGCGACGACAACCAAAGUCGAAACCUAAAGUGCUACUAUGUCGAGUUUAUGAAGAAAAAAAAGUUGAAUAAUAAUUUAAAUUGACCUUUUUUGGUG